AUGGUCUACACCGCCGAUAAGUAUUAUCGGACAUGUUUUGGUCGAAAAUUUUGGACAGAACGAGAGCUAAGCGGAGGAAGGGAGAGAGAGCUGGAGGCAACCGAUGCGGGGAGAAGGAAUGAAGCUGAAGAGUCGGCUAAGAUACCGGAUGAAAAUACAGAUGCAGAAUACUACAAAGCAGUUGAGGAAUUUAUGAUGCAUGGGCCAUGUGGAAAAGCACGUUUGAAUUCGCCUUGUAUGGUAGAUGGACGAUGUUCAAAACAUUUUCCUAAGAGAUUUGUUGAUUGUGCAUCUUUUGAUGAUGAUGGAUAUCCGUUAUAUAAACAACGGGACAAUGGGAUGACAAUUACAAAGAAUGGCAUUGCAUUGGACAACAUAGUGGUGCAACCAGUCCCGCUCAAUAUAAUCAAGUACCUGUUCAAGUAUGUAAAUAAGGGACAUGAUCGGGUAACAGCCAAGUUCUACAAAACUAGCAAUGAUGAAGACACUACUACAGUCAUAGAUGAGAUUAAUAUGUACUAUGACUGUAGGUACAUUUCACCCUGCGAAGCGGUUUGGCGUUUGUUUGGUUUUGAUAUACAACUUAGGGCUCCUUCCGUGGAAAGGUUAAGCUUUCACCUCCCGAAUCAACAAACGGUGGGGUUCUGCGAUGACGAUCCAGUUGAGAACAUUGUUAAUAGACCCACUAUAGCACAGAGCAUGUUCUUAGAAUGGUUUGAGGCUAAUAAGACAUUCCCAGAUGCAAGAAAUCUGACUUAUGCUGAGAUGCCAACGAAAUUCGUGUGGAAGAAAGAUGUUAGAAAAUGGCAGCCAAGGCAAAGACGUUUCGCAAUCGGAAGGAUUUUUUACGUACCACCAGCCACGUGGGAAAUAUUUUAUCUUAGAUGUUUGUUGAAUAAAGUAUGUGGUCCUAGAAGUUAUGCCGAUAUAAGAACUGUUGAUGGUGUGCAAUAUGGUUCAUUCCGGGAUGCGUGUUAUGCUAGGGGUUUAGUUGAUGAUGACAAAGAAUAUGUUGACGCAAUUGAGGAAGCAAGUCAUUGGGCGUCUGGAGAUAAGUUGAGGAGAUUGUUUGUUACAUUGCUAAUGACAAGUUGUAUAGGAAAACCGGAAGCCGUUUGGAGUGUUGUGUGGCAACAUCUGUCUGAAGAUGCACAAUAUCAAAUACGAAAACAAUUGCAUAAUACAGAUUACGUCAUGAAUGAUGCUGAGAAGAAGAGCUUUGCUUUAGUUGAGAUUGAAAAGAUGUUAUCAAUGAUGGGAAAAAGUUUGAGGGACUUUCCAGAAAUGCCAACGAAAAACUACGAGACACACAGUUUAAUAUCCAAUAGGCUCAUACAUGAAGAAUUGGCAUAUGAUUGUCUUGCUCGUAGAUAUUGUUACUCCCCCUGA
Ipomoea nil (Japanese morning glory) is the source of this 1389-nucleotide messenger RNA. RefSeq lists its product as uncharacterized. The record is from RefSeq and is a predicted model, not a curated record. NCBI's taxonomy places the organism in Eukaryota, Viridiplantae, Streptophyta, Magnoliopsida, Solanales, Convolvulaceae. The coding region runs from base 1 to 1389 and encodes 462 amino acids. The transcript is spliced from 4 exons.